AUGACCUCGUCAUUCUCGCAAACAUCAGUAGUCUAUACACCAAUCCCUUACGCACAUACCGGCGAAGAGAAGUCUACAUCGGGAUUAUCUAGGACGGAACGACGGGUUCGACCACAAGAGAGACGCAAAAGCUUGACCGUAUCGCCAUUACUCAAGUAUCCUGACUUUCCAGUUAGAGUACAGUGUCCACACUGCAGUCAAUUCGUAACCACAACUGUGAGAUAUCGUAAUGGAACAUGCACAUAUGCUCUUGCAACAGCAUUAUUGCUUACAACUGUCAUAUUAUUUUGGGUACCAUUUUGUCUCAAAGCAACAAAGGGAGGUAUAGUCCUUUGGUCAAAAACGUUCGCAAGAGUGAGAACCUCACCUGUGGAUCCACUGAUUAAAGAGGUUUUGAUAGAGGAACGUGCGGGCGAGACCGAAUAUGUAAAGGAUUCGUACUGUUUAAAAUGGACUUUUGCAAACGAGCUCGACUUGAUCUUUGUGGUAGCGUACCAGAAAAUUCUUCAAUUGGCAUAUAUAGACGAACUAUUGUCAACGGUUAAGAAGUACUUUUGUGAAAAAUUCGCAGCUCUUAUCAGGGACACUUCGAAAAUUCAUAACUUUGAAUUCGACAGCGAUUUUGAUACAAUUCGCACCCGACUAGAAAGAAAAGGGGAACAGGAGAAAAGACAAGCUCCUCGGAAAUUUGACCAAACAAAAAAGUACAAAUCAACGCUGGAUGCCGCAAAAACGGGUAACGACGUGAGUGAUCUCCGCAAUCCGCAAGAAUCAGUUUCUGAGAAUCAAGACGCUUUCCCUGCGAAUAAAGAUAUUCUUUCCCGUGGUGGGAAAGCUCGAACGACAGGAAAGAAGAAAAAAGGCAACAAACAACAAUCUACAGAAGUCAAUUCAGUAGAUCAAAGCCAAACACGAAAAAAAGUAAUGCGAAAAUGGGAUGACAAAGUGAGCAAGGAAGAAGCCGAGAGUCUGGAUUAUAGCAACUCGAAGAAUUCGGAACUUGAUUCGACAGAAGUAAUUAGAAAUUUUGUUGACGAACGCAAACUCGGACGUCAUUUCAAAGAUGGUCAUUACGAAAAUAAGAAUGGUGGAAUAUUUUCAUUCUUCAAGAGUAUCACGGGUCAGAAGGAAUUAACUGAACGUGACUUGGCGCCAGUCAUGGCUAACAUGAGAGAACAUCUGAUUAAAAAGAACGUUGCCGCUGAUAUUGCUUCCCACUUGUGCGAUUCCAUUACAAAGAAUUUGGUUGGACAAAAGUUGGGCAGUUUUAGAAGUGUGCACUCGGCGGUGAAACUUUCAAUGGAAGCCUCUUUAACAAAAAUUCUAACACCAAAGACAUCUGUCGAUCUGUUACGUGACAUAGCACAAGCACAGUCAGAAUCCCGUCCAUACACUAUCUGCUUUAUCGGCGUCAAUGGAGUUGGUGAUUAUCUCAAUAUGAACAAUUUACGCGUUCUUAUUGCUGCAUGCGAUACCUUUAGGUCGGGUGCAGUUGAACAGUUGAGAGUACAUGUGCGGAACCUUAAUAUGUUGGGACAAGGGAAGGGAGUGGAGCUAUAUGAGAGAGGCUAUGGCAAGGAUGCCGCUGGCAUCGCAAAGGAUGCUAUUUCAUAUGCAAAAACAAAUAGGUUCGACGUUGUAUUGAUCGAUACAGCAGGAAGAAUGCAAGACAAUGAACCUUUGAUGCGAGCUUUGGCAAAGCUUGUAACGGUAAACGAUCCGGAUAAAAUAAUAUUUGUCGGCGAAGCACUGGUUGGUAACGAAGCAGUUGAUCAACUAACAAAGUUCAAUCAAGCAUUGAAAGACUUUUCCGGACUACAAAACCCAAGACAGAUCGAUGGAAUAAUAUUGACCAAGUUUGAUACAAUUGAUGAUAAGGUUGGUGCAGCAUUAUCCAUGACUUAUACGACAGGACAGCCAAUACUGUUUGUCGGCACUGGGCAAACGUAUACUGAUUUAAAAAACAUGAAGAUUGGGCACGUUGUCCAAUCUUUGAUAAAAGGUUAA
This is a messenger RNA of Paraglomus occultum, 2007 nucleotides long. The record is from the annotation of a GenBank genome assembly. NCBI's taxonomy places the organism in Eukaryota, Fungi, Glomeromycota, Glomeromycetes, Paraglomerales, Paraglomeraceae.